UUUUUUAGCAAAACAAAAUAGUUCGUUCUGAGAACAUCAGCGAGCGAGACGUGUGUCGCAUCGUUAUCGUGACAACUGUGCGUUCGCAGUUCUAACAGUCGACGAAAAUAAAUAAUACCGUAUAUGUAAUUGUUUUGAUUUCAUUAUAGCUAUUUGUGCGUUGAAAUAUUGAUAAUGAUGAUGGAGUAAUUAUAUGGAGCGUUGAAGCUUGUUUUAAAUAGACUAAAUAAACAACAGUGCUGUGUUUUCGUUCGGCGUUGGGGCGAUAUCGGAGAGAAGGGAAUUCAACAGCUGUCUGUGCAUAGUAUGCUUCAUAUUGUGACUGCCUGCUGCUGUGAAGUUCCUCGCCGGUUAUGGGGCAGCGGUCGACUUCAACAAUAAACACAGCUAACCAUCAAUAAUGCGGCACUACAAGCCGAACCUCUCAUGACCUUUGCCUACUGAAAAAAAAAAAACGUCGACGUUUGAAAGUGGAACGCAACAAAACAUUAGUGCAUCAGAGUGGCCACCCAAAGGAAACUAGUGUUGUGCUAAGUUCGCGAAUGAUAACGUUAUCGCGUUUUAAAUCCAUUGCGUCUGUUUUCGUUAACCGAUAGCGGCGCUGAUAAAGUCUUGUCGAGUUUACAUUUAUCGUCACAUCGUAGACGAUCGUGGAUCUACCGAGACGUGUUAAAAUAGUGCUGGUGUACGACUGAUAUCGUUUCGCUCGCCAAUGUUUAAAAACAUACCGACCGUUAGCCAAGUGAGUUCGUAUACAGGUCGAGCGAGCGUACCUACGUUGUGUGUGACAUUAUUGCAGUUUGAAUAGUGUGUGGUGUGAAAAUGCGUGGUUUGUGGUCUCAUUUGGCUGCGCUGGGGUGGGUGGUGUCCCUGGUGGGAUGCCACACUCCGGGCAGCGAGCUGGAGUCCGUGCGGUACGGGCCCACGGACGACCGGUUCAUCAGUGACACGUACACAGUCGCCAACAUUAACAUUACGUACAGAGACGAGCACGGGGAGGUUUACACGGAAACAUCAGAGGAUCCAAGACAGUUGUUCAUGUCGCUUCGACGCACCGGACCUCAUAGUUCCGGAGUUUUCCUGUCCGGUAAAUACGGAGAGGGUUACAUCGGUUCCUCGCGAGGGAUCGCAGUUCACGUGAGGUCUAAAGACGCGGAGAAGGACCACACUGGUUGUCAAUGGCCAUUGCUGUCCACAGCGGCCCCCAAUGAUCCGCUACCUUCAGAGCCUUGGAUCGCUGUCAUCAGGAGAGGCAGCUGCAAUUUCGAAAUCAAGGUGCAGAACGCAUGGCGUGCGAACGCGACGGCGGUGCUCAUUUACAACGACCGCGACACCACCAACUUGGAGAAAAUGAAGCUGUCCACUGAUAAUGGACGUAACAUAAGUGCGGUGUUCACAUACAAGUGGAAGGGCGAGGAGAUCGCGCGGCUGGUGGACAACGGCACGCGGGUCACCAUCGGCAUCAUCAAGGGCAGGACCUUCGCUCAUGUCAGCAACAAUAUUAACAAGACGUCAGUGCUGUUCGUGUCGAUAUCGUUCAUCGUGUUGAUGGUGAUCUCGCUCGCGUGGCUCGUGUUCUACUACAUACAGCGCUUCAGAUACAUUCACGCCAAAGACAGACUCUCUAAACGUCUAUGCUGUGCGGCUAAGAAAGCGUUAUCAAAAAUACCUCUUAAGAGUUUAAAGACUGAUGAUAGGGAAGUUCAAGGUGACGGCGAGUGUUGCGCCAUCUGUAUAGAACCUUACAAAGUGUCUGAAACACUAAGAUCUCUUCCUUGUAGACACGACUUCCACAAGAACUGCAUAGAUCCGUGGUUAUUGGAGCACCGCACGUGUCCCAUGUGCAAGAUGGACAUACUCAAGUACUACGGCUUUGUGUUCACAGGCAGCCAGGAGAGCAUCCUGCAGCUCGAAGUGGAGGAGGCCCGCAGCCGCGCGCUGUCUCCCGCCCGCAACCGGCACCCGCUCACACUCGUACAUUUGACGAGCGACAAUUCGUACGAGGAGGCGGGCAGCGAGCGCAGCAGUCGCGCGUCGUCGCCGGACGAGCUCGUACCAUCGCUGCCCCGCACGUGUGACACGCCGCGUCAUCACCUUGCUACUAGGUCGUGCACAUCGUCACCGUCAGGGUCGCAGCGCGCGGAGACCUCGCGGCAGGACGCCGCCACCACCAGCUCAGUGCAGGAGUGAGACCACAGUGCCAAGUGUAGUAGUGCCACUCAGUGAGACUAUGUGUUCAUAUUACUAAAUACUCAACAUAAGACAAACCUCCAGUGAUCAAGACGCUCGUUGAACGGUGGAUGACAAGUGAUAUUUUUCGUAAUUAAGGACAUAUAGCAUAUAUGGAUACUUCGAUAUUCACCGCGACUCCGCCUAGUCAACGAAAUAAGUGUUCUUCCUAACGUUUGUGACCUAAGAUGGACUUGAAAAACGUUUUGUAAAAAGAAAAUCAACAAAAAAAAAAUACCUUUUUCUAUGAAAUAUGUAUUUGAAAUCAAUCAAAUGUUCGUCGUACUUAUUAUUAAUUGUUUUUGAUUGGUUCGUGAUCUCAUAAGUUAAUCGUAUCCUGUGUUAUUCUGGUGUAAUAUAACAAUGUAACAUUCGUGUGACUAAUAUUAUUGUAGUUUGUUGUGGUGGCCCUUUGCUUGUAACUAUAACUGGUUUGGGAUUAAGGGUAUCCGUCCAUAUGAUAAUAACUAACAAGAUAGCAGUAAUGGCUCGUAGUCAUCGCAUGUAUACGUAUUAAAGCGACACAUUGUAUGUACAUUGUACCCUCUCUACUUGUAUCCUCGUAAGGGCUGCUUGUUUAGUUCGCAGUCAUAAGUUUAUGAUUUAGAUGUAACGUUUUCUACAUUUUGUCAGCCAUAAUGAAUGAUUGUAAGCUUAUCUGGAGCCUUAGUACGAGUUUGCUUUACGAGACUGCGUUUGUCGCUGUGAUUGGUUGAUUCUUUGGACGCGGCCAAUCACAGCGACGAACGCGGUUACGUUUCGAUAUCGUUAUACGUAAAGCAUACCUUGUACUAGUGUCUCUGUCAGUAAUUGUUAUAUCGAAAGACUUUGAUGUGAAUAUGGGGCCAUGUCGCAACUGAAUUCAUUCUACGUAUGUAUGUACUAGCGGAUGUUUUAAAGGAACCUAAUAUUUUUCACGUACCUACUUCCAAAUGGUGCAAUGUUAGUGAACCUGUUAACAAUACAUUAAACACUAAUUUCGUGACUUGAAAUAUGUAGUUAAUAAAAUCUAGUCUGAAGAUAAUGUCGCUUUUAAAUUCAGUUGUUAAAUAAAUAGUUUGAUAAUAUAAGUUACGAGGCUAAUGUAUUGUGUUAUACAAUUUUGAACUUUAUUGUUCUGCUUGUUUCAAACCAGCCUCAUAGAAGAGAUAGGUCCUAUUAAGCUCUUUUUGCGAUAGCAGCGACAAUUUCUCUUAAAUCAAAAGUAUUUGUGUUCACAAAAAUUGUAUUUAAAAGCGACUUAAUGCUUUCAAACUGUGUCUAUCUUAAACAUAUGUUAAUUUAAGUUAUUUUAAGUGAGCAUUUAAGUUAUUAUGUACGAAAAUAGACAAGAAGGUACUUAAAUCCAUUGGAUUUUAUAUAAACAAGGAGACUGGUAUGUACUUUUUAAUAACCGAUAAUUAAUAAUGUGUAAAAAUGUUUACAUUCCCAUUCUUGUUCAAGUUCGAAUGUAGCACGUAUAUCUACGUGCGGACAUAAUAUAUGUGUUGAAAUAAAAACCAAUACAGUAUUGA
This is a messenger RNA of Spodoptera frugiperda (fall armyworm), 3743 nucleotides long. RefSeq names its product E3 ubiquitin-protein ligase goliath (gene gol). The coding region runs from base 823 to 2190 and encodes 455 amino acids. The record is from RefSeq and is a predicted model, not a curated record. The transcript has 13 exons. Lineage: Eukaryota; Metazoa; Arthropoda; Insecta; Lepidoptera; Noctuidae.